UAUUUUUCAAUAGUCAAAACCAGAGAAAAUUAGACUUUCUCUCUCUCUCUCAUUCAUUCAAUCCACGCGUCUUCGUCUUCUACUACUACUUCUAUUGUCAUCGUCAUCAUCUCCUUCAAAUCUACCAGACCAGUUCAUCAUUUGAGGGUUUUGUGAUUUUGUGAAUUUGGAUUUUGUGAAUUUAAUCUUUUUCGAGGUUCUGGUGAAAUUGGGUAUUCUCAAUUCAAUUAUUUUCAGGGUUUUGGGAAUUUCGGUAUUUUCUGAAUUCAAUUAAUUUUCAGGGGUUUGUUGGGUUUCUAUAGGAGAGAGAAAAUAUGGGAGGAGCUUGUUCAGUUGGGACGAUGGGAGGCAGGAUUAGUUCAGAAGAAUUGGAGCAGAAAUUAGAGAUGAAGGAGCAAAAUCACAACAAUAACAGCAUUAACAAUAAGUUGAAGAGGAUUAAAAGCUUUGGAAAUUUGAAGAAGAAGAAAAACAGAAAUUCCGAUGAUGAUCCAAUUGCUUCUUCUCCUCAGAGGUUUUAUUCCGGCGAGUUGAGUUUUUCCGGCGAUCUUAAGGCUCCACCCAGAGGAUCGUCAUUUAUAGGUAGAGCUAGCUUUGCUGGACUAGAGAAGGCUGUUGAUGUCUUGGAUACACUUGGAAGUGGAAUGACAAACUUGAGUCAUAGUGGAUUUCUGACAGGCAGGGUGGCCAAGGGGAACAAAAUAUCAAUAUUGGCAUUUGAAGUAGCAAACACAAUCACACGAGGAGUGAAUCUCAUGCAAUCUCUCUCCAAGGAAAAUGUCAACUUCAUAAAGGAGGAGGUUAUUCCCUCAGAAGGGGUUCAGUACUUGGUUUCUUCAGACACUAAGGUGUUGCUAAGUUUGGUUGCUUCAGACAAAAGGGAGGAACUUGACGUCUUUUGCAAAGAAGUGAUCAGAUUUGGCGACCGUUGUAAAGACCCACAAUGGCAUAACUUGGAUCGGUUUUUUCAAAAUUUGGAUUCCGAAAAUGCGGUAUACAAACCUCAAAGAGAACAGGUAGAAGCCAAAAUGCAAGAUUUGAUGACUUUAGCUCAUAAUACCUCUGAAUUGUACCAUGAGCUGAAUGCUUUUGACAGAUUUGAGCAGGAUUAUAGGCAGAAGGUUGAAGAAUUGAAGUCCUUAAAGUUGCCUCGCAAAGGAGAGCAUCUCAUGAUGUUAGACAGUGAGCUAAAACAACAAAAGAAGAUUGUAAUGAGCUUGAAAAAAAAAUCUCUUUGGUCAAAGAAAUUGGAGGAGGUUAUUGAGAAGCUUGUCGACAUUGUUGCCUUCAUACAUCAAGAGAUUACAGAAGUGUUUGGAGCAGGUGGAGUAAUAGCUGGAGAAGAGGCUGGUAUAGGUGCACAGAGACUAGGUCCUGCUGGUCUUGCCUUACAUUAUGCAAAUGUUGUUAACCAAAUUGACAACGUUGCAUCCCGGCCUAGUUCUCUCCCCCCUAAUAUAAGGGAUACAUUGUAUCGUGGAUUGCCAGUUAGUGUCAAGACUUCUAUGCGUUCCAGUUUGCAGAAAAUCCGCACCAAUGCGGAGCUUGAAGUUCCUCAAAUAAAAGCUGAAAUGGAGAAGACUCUUCAAUGGCUUGCUCCCAUGGCGUCAAACACUUUAAAAGCGCAUCAAGGUUUUGGUUGGGUUGGAGAGUGGGCCAAUUCCAGCAAUGAAAAAAAGAUGGCAGGAAAUGGCAACUUAAUCCGUCUUCAAACUCUGUAUCAUGCAAAUAGGGAGAGGAUAGAUGGUCACAUCCUGACGCUUGUGACACUGCUUCAUCAGUUGGUUAGCGGGAUGAAACAGAGAGAUUAUGGGCUCAAGACUUUACCACUGCUGCAAUCUCCUAGCAAAAAGAUUCUGGUGCUCAGCUCACCAUCAAAGAGAUUCCCAUCUCUACAUGAUGAUAACAAACCUCUAAGAGUUGAGCUGACCGAGGAGGACCGGAAUUUGCUAGAAAUAAUGAGCAGAUCAAAACGUACUACUCCUGGAAUUAGCAAAAGUCAAGAAUUUGGCAAGACAUCUCAGAGGAUGGGCAAAUCAUGGACAUGGAGUAAGAGUAGUGAAAGUUCACCAUACAAGGAGCCGAGAUCUCUUUGCACUGUCAACUAUUAUGAUAUUGGCUACUUGGACGUGAUGAGUGGUGGUAUCGAAGCACCGUUUUGACAAGUUAAAGAUUGAAUUAUUUGCCUGAAAAUGAUCACCCUUUAUUCGUUAAAAUACUACUGUAUAUAAUGGCACAUAUUGCGAGUAUUUUUUUGGUAUUGUACAUACAUAGAUAUAGUUGCAACUGACACCAAUACCAUACUCUUGAUUGGGUAUAUAAUGGGGAGAGAUAAUAUAAAGUUAAAUAGCUGUAUCAAAUGCAUUGAAUGGGUUGUAAGGUGGAGUUUCUCAGGUUCAAGUUUUGGUUCCAUUAGCUGGCCUGGGAAUUGAAUCUGAAUUUGCCUCUUAAGAUGGCAGAUGAACAAUCGUUUUAGUCACUCUCACUCGUAUGUUGUUUUGUUAACUGUUUGAUAUUCAAUAAUACCAUCAUGUUAUACUA
Messenger RNA from Spinacia oleracea (spinach), 2541 nucleotides. Its product is annotated as protein PSK SIMULATOR 2. Gene Ontology annotation, biological process: positive regulation of growth. The record is from RefSeq and is a predicted model, not a curated record. NCBI's taxonomy places the organism in Eukaryota, Viridiplantae, Streptophyta, Magnoliopsida, Caryophyllales, Amaranthaceae. The coding region runs from base 315 to 2162 and encodes 615 amino acids. The transcript has 12 exons.